CCAAUAAAGUCUUCAACUAACUGCUGUUAUAAUGGGAAAGUUGUUUUAGCCCCACUAGGCAAUACACCUGAGUCAAUUAUAAAGCUACUUAUACAAGUUUCUCUUACAAUAGAAGAACCUUAUUUGAAGCAAAUUCAUUCAUUCAAUUCUGUUUUUUCUUUCACAUCAAUUGGAGCAUUAAUUGAUCCAGAACUUGCAAAUGGAGCCCAUGCAUCAUGGCAGCAUGGUGAAAAUACCGUAUCAGAGGAUCCAUUAAUUGUAAGUUAUACUUUGGCUAAAAUUGAAGAUUACCUUAGACAGUAUGGAAAGUACCUUACGGACUUUUCUGAGUUACCUACUAUACAGUAUGAUUUACUUAGCAUUAAUAGGCAAACACAGCUUUUUGCAGAAGAAUUGUCCUUUUCACGGGAUGAGUUAUAG
Messenger RNA from Dentiscutata erythropus, 420 nucleotides. Lineage: Eukaryota; Fungi; Glomeromycota; Glomeromycetes; Diversisporales; Gigasporaceae. The record is from the annotation of a GenBank genome assembly.